UUUAGUUAUGAGCCGAUCGUUUUCCUCGAGUCCAAGUGCAGCCCAUCUCCAUAAUCCAGACUUUGACUUGAUGGUCAAACAAGCGGAUAAUUUCUCUGUUUCGUCCGAAAUUCGUUGAAAUUUUCAAUCCGAAGUUUCUCCGAAAUAAUAAAAAACUGAAGUCAGUUGCCUGGUUCUAGCCGUCCUUGCAGAGCUCCCCUUUCCUUGCAACUCUCUUUCUCUCUCUAAAAAAGACUUUAUUCUCUCUCUUAAAAUAGUGAGCCUCCUCAAUCCUUAACUUGUUACCAGACGGUUUCUCUCUCUCUCUCUCCACAACUGCUUCAACGUCAUCAUCUCAUAACAACUAGAGCUUUUCAGCCCAACUGCGUAAAUCUGGGGUUCUUAUGAAACCCUAGAAUCAUAUUUCCCGAGCAAUAUGACGCUUGUAAGAGACAGGAAUUAGGGUUAUUCAUAGCCCUGUAACAAAUUUGAUCCCCAAUUAAGAGCUAGGGUUUCCACACAGAGAAACCAAGGUUUUCUAUUAACGAUUUAUGCAACUUCCGAAAGGACUGGAUGCUAGGGUUUUCAUAGACCUUUAAUUUCUUUCAGAAUAGAGAGGUUAAAACCCCUAAGAUCUAGGAUUGGGGUUUCAUGGACCUGCAAUUCUUGAAGAGCUUGUACCUCUCAAAGAGGAGAAGGAACUGGCUUCUCUUCUUAACGGCUUGUGGAGCCUCUGGCUAUGGCGCUUACAGGCUCUAUAGCUCGCCUUCAAUCACUAGAAAAAGGAAGAAGCUUCUGCAACUUUUGAAAACCCUUAUCACCAUCAUUGAAGCUACUUCUGAUUCAGCUGAAACCAUUGGAGUCGUCUCCAAAGACUUGAAGGAAUUUAUCCAAUCUGAUUCGAACGAGGUACCUAAUAGUCUCAAGCAAAUCUCUAAAAUCCUUAUAUCUGAUGAAUUCCAUGCUUCUGCAUCUAGGGUUACUGAAGCCCUAACAAUUGGGGUAUUGAGGGGCUUCAGUUCUGAGAAAAACGUUGAUCAGAGAGAAGAACCAUCUGCUUUAGGACACUCUGAUCGAUUAUUAGACAAGCUUUUCACCCCUGCUGGUUCUGGUUUUGCCUCAAUUGUCGUGGGAAGCUUUGCUAGAAACAUGGUCUCUGGUUUUAUGGCUAGUCAUGGAUCCAACAGUGUCAAUUCUACGGUUCAGAUGAGUGAUCAAAGGCCUGGGUCACCAAACCCUAAAUGGGUCACCAUUAUUUGUAAUGAUAAGAGCAAGGAACUCAUAGCUGAUUGUAUACAACUUUUUGUUAGCACAGCAGUUGCAGUCUAUCUUGAUAAAACCAUGGAUAUCAAUACCUAUGAUGAGAUUUUUUCUGGUUUGACAAACCCUAGGCAUGAAGCCAAGGUGAGGGAUAUGUUGGUUUCAGUCUGUAAUGGAGCUGUAGAAACCCUAGUUAAGACCUCUCAUCGAGUUUUAACGAGCCCACCUAACAACAACAGUGAAAACAAUGCCUCUAGUUCAAGCAAUGGUGAAAUAGAAGAUAAUUUGGAUAUGGGGUCCUCUGCAAAUUGUUUAAGCACAGAGAAUUUGCAAAAUGAUGAAGCUAGGUAUUCUCAAAAUAUUCAGAAACAGGGUUUUGAGGGCCAAAAAAUCAUGGCGCAAUUGGCAAUGGAUCAAACUGGAAGCAGAGGUUCUUUGAACUCCAUUAGUGGGACUCAACAAAAUGGAUGGAUCGAUAAGGUUUCGGGUACUUUAGCUGUUCCAAGCAAUCGAAAGUUUCUUUUGGAUGUAACAGGUAGAGUUACUUUUGAGACUGUAAGAUCCUUCCUCGACUUCCUUUUGUGGAAAGUGUCAUCCAAUUUGAGGACAAUGAGUGUGAUGAAUUCCAAUGUUUUAGAGAGAGGUUCAGAUAUUGUGAGAUAUGCACGUGCAAAGUCCAUAGUGAUAGCCACUAUCUCAGUUGCGCUCUGCGUCCACGUUUUAGUCAGGACAGGGGCCUGGGUUCAAAGCUGAGCGAGAGAGGUAAGAGUUUCUCUCACUUCCAUGGUGUGCUUCAUGUUUUGAGAGAGAAUUUGGCCUCUUCUGUCAUGUACUGCUUGUUUAGAGUGAGAAAGAGUUUCUGGAAAUGUAUAAUUCAGCUAGAAAUAUAGAUGCCAUGGCAAAUUUCUUAUGUUUCA
This is a messenger RNA of Amborella trichopoda, 2156 nucleotides long. It is a transcript of the gene CF9, whose product is annotated as Carbohydrate-binding protein. The record is from RefSeq and is a predicted model, not a curated record. NCBI's taxonomy places the organism in Eukaryota, Viridiplantae, Streptophyta, Magnoliopsida, Amborellales, Amborellaceae.